AAGAGAGAGGGAGAGAAAUGGGAGAGGAGGUUGAGGAAAAGCAGAUAUUGGAAGAGAAGAUGAUCGGAAAAGAUGAAACCCACUUUGUUUUAGUACAUGGAAUUGGUGGUGGCGCGUGGUGCUGGUACAAACUCCGGUGUCUUUUGGAGAACUCCGGCGGCUGCAAAGUCACCUGCCUUGACCUCAAAGCCUCCGGCGUCGAUCCCGCCGACGCUAACUCCGUCCUCUCUUUCGACGACUACAACAAGCCCCUCAUUGAUUUCUUGGCUUCUUUACCUCACAAUCAACAGGUAAUACUAGUAGGACAUAGUGCAGGAGGAUUGAGUGUAACAGAUGCAUGUCACAAGUUUCCGCAGAAAAUAAGCUUAGCAGUUUAUGUAUCAGCUACAAUGUUGAAAACUGGGUUCAACUCCGAACAAGACAUCAAAGAUGGAGUUCCAGACUUGUCUGAUUUUGGUGAGGCAUUUGAGGUGUAUGAUGCCGUGUUUGGACUAGGGUUGAAUGAAACUCCAACCAGUCUACUUGUCAAGAAAGAAUUUCAGCGAAAGAUCAUCUAUCAAAUAAGUCCAUUUGAGGAUUCAACUUUGGCUACAAUGCUACUCCGACCCGGGCCAAUCAAGGCAUUGCUAAAUGCUCGUUUUCAAGAGGGGGAGGAUGAUGUGGAAAGAGUGCCUCGGGUAUAUAUUAGAGCCACGCAUGAUAAUGUAGUUAAGCCGGCGCAGCAAGAUGCGAUGAUCAAGAGGUGGCCGCCGGCGGCGGUGUACACUUUGGAAUGUGACCACAGUCCAUUUUUCUCAGCUCCGUUCAUGCUCUCCGGCCUGCUUCUCAAAGCUGCUACCUCUCUAGGCACGCUGAAAUACUAGGAUAUAAUGCAUACAUUUGAGUGUGUUGUUUGAGCAGAACUCAAAUUAUGUUAGCAUUUGAGUAAAUUAGAAUUGAUUGUAGUAACAAAGUUUCAAUGUUUUCAAAGAUUAAUCUGCGUUGUGUACCCCCUGCCGCCCGCGGUUGAAAUUUUUUAUACAAAGACAGCGUAUUAGAAA
Messenger RNA from Ipomoea triloba (trilobed morning glory), 1040 nucleotides. RefSeq names its product methylesterase 17-like. Gene Ontology annotation, biological process: jasmonic acid metabolic process; salicylic acid metabolic process. Lineage: Eukaryota; Viridiplantae; Streptophyta; Magnoliopsida; Solanales; Convolvulaceae. The record is from RefSeq and is a predicted model, not a curated record. The coding region runs from base 18 to 863 and encodes 281 amino acids. The transcript is spliced from 4 exons. Gene Ontology annotation, molecular function: methyl indole-3-acetate esterase activity; methyl salicylate esterase activity; methyl jasmonate esterase activity.